AUGAAGUUGUUGAUUUUGUGUUUGUUGUAUUACACUCAGCUAGUGAUAUGUAAUGUUGUAUCUUUCACUGGUAAAUAUUCUUUACAUCCAAAAAAUUUAACUAUUGAUGAUAUUUCAAGGGUAGACUUUCGAAUUUAUCAAAUUGGUAAUUAUACAAAUAAACCAUUCUCGCAAUCAACAAAGGUCAAUUCCAUCGAUGGUCUCUUCACUUUUAAUAACUUACCUUUAAACAGAGGUAACAAUGUCACUACAGAUUUCGUUAUUUAUUCAACUUCGUUGGAUUAUAAUUUAAAACCAGUAAGAAUAUUACUUACAUAUACCUCUUGGGAUGAUGAAGCUAACAACCAUACAGUCAAAGCUUAUUCUAAUUUCGUAGGGAGAGAAUAUUUCCCAGACAAAGAUAUUAUAUUCCCCGAUAAACUAGAAGAAUUAUCAAUGGACCCUUAUUUAGAAGUCACUUAUUUCAACAAAGCUCCUUAUAGAUUAUACUACCAAGAACGUAACGAAGGUAUCCUAUCAACAGGUAUCAUAGGAAACAUAUUGAGUUCUCGUUGGAAAACUGCAGGUGUAAUUACAAUGAUUUUGUUAAUUAUAUUCCCCUAUGUUGUUGAAAGACUGGAUCCGGAAACUUCACAAUUAUUAAGAGAAGAAGUACAAAGAAAACAGAGAGAAAAGUAUCAAAUACAACAAUAG
Molecule: messenger RNA, 693 nt
Organism: Vanderwaltozyma polyspora DSM 70294
Lineage: Eukaryota; Fungi; Ascomycota; Saccharomycetes; Saccharomycetales; Saccharomycetaceae
Gene: SOP4
Product: Sop4p
Exons: 1
Coding region: 1-693 (230 amino acids)
Source: RefSeq, a predicted model, not a curated record